Messenger RNA from Besnoitia besnoiti, 8673 nucleotides. RefSeq lists its product as uncharacterized. Lineage: Eukaryota; Apicomplexa; Conoidasida; Eucoccidiorida; Sarcocystidae. The coding region runs from base 1 to 8673 and encodes 2890 amino acids. The record is from RefSeq and is a predicted model, not a curated record. The transcript has 2 exons.
AUGAGGGCCCGCAGCGCCAGAUCGACAUGGCUCGUCGAUCAGAGUUCUGCGUUCUGCGAUGACUCCCGUUUGGUGUUCGAACAGCAAGCUGGGCUGGCGCCAGGGAGGCUGAAUGAGGAGGCGCCCGCACCAGACGGCAUGGCUCGCGAACACAGUGGCGAGCGCGGCACUGAGGAAGGCAGCGGCGGCUGCACACGCCCUGCCUGUCCUGCUUCGUUUUCGCCGUCCGCUGCUUCCUCCUCCUCUCCCUCCGCGUCCGCGUCCUCCGCAGACUGGAGGCGUUUGAUGCCGGCGCGCCGCAGAGAAGGAGAGGAGAUGAACGAGUACGCGCGCGAGGCUCUGCGCAUGCUGGGGUCUCCGUCCGUGUCUCCCGCGUGGCCUCUCCCUGCCUCGGCAGAGACUGCGUGGGAGCUUUUGGAUGCGGAGGCCGGCGGGGACAGCCCAGUUGAGAGACUCGCCUCUCCUCUCUCUUCGAACGAAGGAGAGCGCACAGUCCUCUCUUGCGUUACGCGCGUGCCCCAGCCGGUUCGCUGGCUAGGCGGCGAGGGUGACCGCGUGCCGACGUCCGGAGACCCGAGUCUCUCCCGGUCUUCUGCUCCCUUGGCUUCGCAUGUCUCCGCCGCCGCUGGGGAGUCCUCGCCGCAUGCCCCGGGGCCUGUAAACUCCACGGCGGCGCGCGCGACUCUUGCGCGCGCGCCUUGGGCGGUCGCGGGGGGAUUUCCUGUGGCUGCGUCUCCCUCAACAAGCGCGUGGACUGCGGCCUCGUCGGCUGGCACAGACUGUGUGGCCCUGUCGCCUCUGCAGUGUAUGGCUGCGACUUCGCAUAGGCGCCAGCCAGAGCGGUCGCGCGACGACCUAGAGCCAUUUUCUGCGUUUUCUGCUUCCGCGGUCCGCCUGUCGAGCGCCUCCAGUCGAAUUCUGCCUCCCUUCUGGCCUCUCUUCUCGCCUUCGCCGCAGCGCACGUCCUCUGCCGUGCAGGCCUCUCGCACGCGUGCCCGCCCCGACCGCGGCACGGCUCAGGAGUCUGCCGAGUCUCCCGGAUCUCCUGAGUCGCCCGAGUCUCCUUUUCCUUCUCCACGGCCGUGGGGUGCGCCUGCGUGGCCUCUCCGACAUGCGUCCGCGUCCUCGCCGUCGUCUUCCCUUUCGCCUUCGCUCCAGUCAGCUCCGUCGCCCGCGGGACCUUCGCGCCCCCCCUCUCCCCCCGCGCAGCCGUCGCUGCAGGCGUCGCCCUCCGAGCGCUCGACUUCUUCCUCGCUCUCUGCGCCGUUCCACGCGUUCUCCGCGCCCGUGUCUGUCGGGCGCCUGCAGACGCGGCCGCUCAGCGGCUCGCGAAGGAGCGUCUCCUUCGCGUCGCCCCUCGAGGCGGAGGGAGGCAGACCCGGUUUGCUGGUGCCGUGGGGCCGGGGACGCGACGUCCGCGGCCGCAGCGCGAAUUCGUCGCCAGUCUCGCAAGAGGAGAGACCGGCAUUCAUCACGCCGUCAGUGCGCGGUGUCUUUGCAGCGCCGUCCCCUCCGCCGACGCCCCUAUCGCCCAGAGCGUCGGGCGCGUCGGACCUGUCUCUGGCCCCGGAGCGGCCGGGGGAGGGGCGCCGCCGCCAGGUGCAAAUCGAAGACGACAGCAGCGACGACUCAGGCGGCGACCUGCUCGACGAUGCGCACUAUGGCCUCCGCCUCCUCAUCGCGGUUAACUACCCUCGCUGGAUCAAUCUGAGCCGCCUGGUGCGCGGGACGUUUGGGUACCCCGGCACGCCCUCGACGACGUGUUCCUCGCGCUCCGGCGCGACGAGCCGCGGAGACCUCUGGGGCGACAGGAACGACCGCGCAGCGGACCCGGGGGACGGGGGCAGUCCGGCGCAGGCCGGCGGGAGCGCGCCGGCGCGCGAGGGCGGGGCGCGGCCGCAGCGCCCGAGAGAGCUCCAGAGCGGAGGAGGCGAGCGAGCAGGCCCCCCCCGCCAAGGAGCCGACGCGGACGACGGAGGCGAAGUGCGGAGACUGCGCAUGCAGGAGCUCGUGUCCGCGGCGCUCUCGUUCUAUUGCCCGCCGCAGAGAGACGGCGACGUGGACGUUUGCGCGGAAAGUGAUACAGUGCACCGCUUUGUAUCCCACUCGCCCCCUUCCUCUGGCUCAAUGGCGACCGGAGGCACCAGUUCGCCCUGCGCGGGUUUCUCGCCUCUGCCGUCCCUCGGGCGAGACGGCGAGGGCGGAAGUCGACAAGGCGAGGGAGGCCGCGAGAGCCGCGACGCCUCCCCCGAGAACGCGUCGUCCCCCAUGGAAAGGCGUCCCUCCGGCCCACUGCGGCCAGCACCCGCGCAUCCUCUUGCCGUCUGUGCGAGCGGCGCGAACGCCGCAGCGGCGGUCCCCGGAGCGCGCGCCCCAGGAGGCGCGCGCCUUCGCUCGGACCGAAGUCUCGAGUGUGGGGUCGGGAGCGGAGCAGCAUCGUCUGGGGGAUCGAGCGACGACUCGAGGCACAGGCGACUGGAUCGCGCAAUAGGGCGAGACAGCUCUCAGGGGAGAGCCGCAGGGGGCGACGAGGGACAGCGAAGCGCGAUGGCCAGCGGCGGGCGAGGCGAGACUGCGAGGCGUGCUCUUUCCGGACCUCCGCCGGCUUUUCCGCCCCCUGCGCCGACCUCCGCUUCUCCACGCCCUUCGUCUGCGCGAGAGACGGCGCCGGAGGCCCGCGCGCGCUCCGCGGCGAUCCACGCUGAGACGGGGGAGACCGGCGAAGGCGGGAGCGGAGAGGCGGAGGAGGCAGACGGCAUGGAGGAACGACGUUUGAGGGGAGAGGCAGGCGGAGAGACGCCAGAAGGAGCGUGCGGUUUCGCAGAGGCGGCAGCUGACACGGGGGGGUUCGAUAGACGGCAGCCGGGAGACGGCGACGCAUUCUCGUUUUCGCCGUUUCCUCCGGGCUUUUACGAAGCUUCAGUGGACCAAGGAAAACAGAACACUUGCCGCGAGACUUGGGGCGAAGAGGAGGAAGGGGCUGCCGUCUCCCGUUCUGCUCCGAGCGAGCCGCUCCUCUCUCUCUGGUCGGCGAACUCGUUCGCAGGAGGAUAUGUCCCUCCGCACCAGGUCUAUGGCGACAUGCGUGCGCAGCCUUUCUGGGCCUUCGCGCCGGCGGCGCCCGAUGGGUUGCCUGCCGUCUACGUUCCCCACGAGUCUUUGUCGCGAACGCCGUUCUAUGUCCUUCCCCUGCCUGCUCCGUCUCCGCUCGCCUCAGGCCCCCCGUCUUCGCUGCCUCGUGUCGGUCCUACUCCGUUCGAGUCUCAGCUCCCGGCGUCUUCUCCGCGCUCUUCUCGUCGCUUCGCAGCUUACGCUGCGCGCCCGUCCUAUACCUACGCUUAUACGGUCACGUCCGCGCCAGUGCCUGCGUACUCUCCGUCUCCUUGGAAUGCAGCGGCUGCGACUGCGCCGAGCCACUCCUCUUCACUGUCUCCUCCGUAUGCGUGUCCCCACUACGCGGCGCGUUCUGCUUUUUACCCUACGCCAUACUGUGCUUCCGCGUACGGGGCCCCUCUUGAGUGCACUGAUCAAACUUCAACUGCGUCUCUCCCUGCCUCUUCGCAGUCGUAUCCUCUUCCUUCCUAUUCAGCUUUCGCUUCCCCUGUCGCCUCCCCGACGUCCGCUGGCCUGCGCGACGCCUCCGUCUAUGCCCUCCCUCCUGCGCCAGGCGCGACACGCGACUUCGAAGGCGGGCCUUCUUCGUCGUCUCCGUUGCUGUCUGCGUCGAGUCCGCUGCCGUCCUCCGCUGAGGCGCGGGAGACGCUGAUGUCCAUGGCGUCGGCGCCCUCCGAAGCCGCGGCCGCAGUCCGUUUCAACGGUGCGGGUUUUUCAGCGAACCUCUCCGUGUCCUCCUCAUUUUCUCCAUUCUCCUCGUCUUCCGCCGCGUCUCUGUUGCCUCCGUUUUGGGCCCGUGGCAUUUCGGUGCCCUCGUCUCCGCCGGCCUCAGAGGGCCGCGACGUGUCGGGCGCAUCUUCGAUUACGCUGUUCCACGUGGGCCGUGAACGCUUCUUCUCCGACGAGCGCGAAGACGAGUUCUCUGCGCCGGGAGAGGCCGAAGUGCGAGACGGUGGGAGCUGCCCGCCUCUUGCCGUCGACCGCACUGUUUCCGCGCCCGCAGCAGCGCAGACCCCGCAGAGACUCUGCGUGCGCGAAGCCUCGGCGCCAAGCUCCCUCGAGACGGCGGCAGACCAGACUGACAGCGCUGCGGGCGACGGGCGGGGCGACGGGGGCGGAAGACGGAGGACGUGGACUCUUUCGGCGCCCUUUUUCUUCUCUCCCAUGUUGCACUCCCGGCACCUUUCUGCGGUCUUUUUCGCCGAAGGCGAGGCCGACAGCGAGGCCGCGGCGGCAGGCAAAGUGACGCGCGCCAAGUUGGCUGGCGAGGCGGACGACGCCCGCGAAGCAGGCCUGCCUCAAAGCCCCCUGACCGCGUGCGGCCGCGAAGUUGACAGGCAGGAGGUGGAGGUCGCAGAGGCGCAUGAGGAGGGCGACGACGGACAGGAGCGGGCGCUCGGAUUCGAAGCAGACGCAGCCGCGCGUCAGAGAUUCACAGCUUGUUCAGUCACGCGUGUGGAGGUGCAUAAGCCCGAACAUGCCGCCAGAGGUUCGCGACCGGCGUCCCCUCCUGGGGCAGAAAGGCCCUGGGUCGUCGGCGCUUCCUUGGCGACGGAUGACUACGCGUGUAACCUCGCCUCGUUUGCGGCAGGGCCGGACGGGGGACCGCAUCGCAGCGCAGAGGAAGAGGCAGAAACGAAGCGCGGGAAAGGGAAGAGAGAGCCACGCGGGCACGCGGCUGAGGAGGCGUCGAGCAGAGAAAUGGAAGGCCUGCAAGAGUGCUUCUCGACGCGUGUGUCCCCGGACGCGUCCUCCCGCGCUGUGGCCUCGUGCUUCGCGGCCUCGUAUCCGUCUCUGGGGCCCGCCGCCGCUGCGAUGCGUUUCGCUGGUGACUCUGCGAGUCCCUCGGUAGCGGCAUCGAUUUCCGCUCCCAUGCGUCUCUCGCGAACACAGAUGGAGCAGUCUCCAGCCAACGUAGGCUCCGCGCCGUUCCACAGCACUUCAGAGGGGCAGUGGCGCGGCGAGGGAGGCUGGCAAGAAGGCCCCGCACCAGGGUGCGAGGCCCAGGAAGGGGCCUGGGCCGUCCCUUCAGGCGCGACCUUGGAGCCCAAGGCGUUCCGCGCCGGGGCGGGAGAGACAGAGGAACGCUGCGGCGGGCAGGGCGCCGGGCUCGAGUGUUUUGCGAGGAGAGAACGUUAUGGGCCGGCUUUGUUGGAGACAGGGGGGACUCGGGGCACCUCACCGGCAGAAGAACAAAGAGGCGGCGAAAACAAAGAGAAAGCGGAAAGUGGGAGUCAGUCGCCACUGGGUGUUGAGGGGGACGGAGAGAGGCAUGGAGGAGUCCAAGACGGUAGGGGAAGCCCGACUCGAAGGAACGGUGCGCCUCGCGACGCAGAGCUCCGCAGCCCGCACCGCAGACGCACAGGCGAGGCGGAGGCGCUCGAGAGAGGAGGCCCCGCGAGGGCCGAUGCAGCGAACCGAGAGGGGAGUGAGGAGGCCAAAGAGGAAGAGACGAGGAAAGCCCAGCGAGACGCGGGAGAAGAAGGCGGGCAGCGCCAGACAGAAGGACGGUUUCCGAGCGACAGGGGAGGGAGCCGAGGCGAACAGGCGCCGCGCGUGGCGCCGGCCCAGAACGACGCAAGGCCGCCUCAGAGACCGCAGGGGGACGAGAGACGUGGAGGGGGGGGCCCCAGAGGAGAGAGAGAAGAGAGGCGCCUGGUCGCCAUCGAAGUGGGAGGGGGUGGAAUCGUCGCUCGGAGUGCGCAAGAGCUAGACCGGCGCGUCAGCGACCUGCUGCGAGCUGCCGGGGUGGCUGGCCCCACCGCAGGCAACGCUGCGUUUUUCAGGAGACGGGCUCAAAACGGAGGAGGGGGCAGAGAAAGAGUCAACGGCUCGUCGUCAUCGCGGCCCUCGGCAGCCUCUUCUGUGUCAAGCACUUCUUCAUCCUCCGCGCCUCCCGUGUUCGCUCCCGUCUGCGCAGACCGCGACAGCCAGCCGCGGGCGCUGCAGCCGCCGCCCGCAGCACUUUCUGCGUCGCGCACAGGCGCAGCUCUGCGAGAGGAGGGGCGGCUCAGCGGAGGAAACGCCUGGUCGCCCCGCUCUUCGGCGUUCCGUGCGCUGCGGCUCGCUGACAGGCCUGGGGGCCCGAACCUGGGCAGCGCGGGUGCAAGUCGCCCAGACGGCUGCAGAGAGGGCGCGGACCGGCAGCGCGAGAGCCAUGACGAGGAGACCAGGAGCGAGGCAGAGCUCCGCAGCGGCGGAGACACCAGGGGAGCCGGAAGCGAGCGCCUGCCGUCCUCGCUCAGUCUGGGCGAUGGGUGCUUGAGCGCGCGUUCUCCUGGGUCGCGGGCGUCGAUCGCCUCGACCUCGCGUUUGCUGUUCGUAGGGCCGAACCUGAACUUCCAAGAUGACGCCGAGUCCGACGGCGUCGUCUUCCCGGUUCAGGGCCGCACGCCGAGCGGCCGCGACAGCCACGCGGUACCGCACCGCCCCCCGCACUCUCCGCCACCGGAGGCCUUCCACGCCGUGCGGUAUCUCUCCUCGUCGCCUUCGCUGUCUUCCGCGGCCUCCAUCUCCCUCGGGCGGAGUCUCUCGCGACGCCGGGCCCUAGCGGUUCUCGGGGGUCGCGGAGCAGAAGAGCCGCAGCGCCUCUCCGGCUCUCUACUGCGGCGAGGAGACGUGCCUGUGGCGGCCGCUCUGCGUCGGCGCCUCGCGCCUCUCGAGGGGACGUCGCCGGAGCGCGACGGAGACAGAUUUUUUUUCGGCGCGGGAAGCAGCGAGAGCGAGAGGGAGGCGCCCGAGGCGCGCGACCGCGCCGGCGCAUCGUCUGCCUCGUCACACAGCUCCGGCGACGACGACGAAGGCGAGCCGACGCUUAUGAUUUCGCUGGCCGCCGAUGCCCACCCGUUCCCUGCGCGCCGCAGGCUACAGCGACGAAGAACUGCCUCGAGUUCCUCCCGCUCCUCGUCGCCCCUCUCGCGCCGUGCGAGCAGUCGUGGCGCCCGCACGUCCGCGUUUGCCCGCGGGCCGCCCUCGUCCGCGCCGUUUGCUCGUCUGAGCGGCGGAAGAUUCCUCAGAGGCGGGACGGGAGCGGAGGGCUCGUCGCGGCGUGAGCGGGACGCAUCGCGACCUUUUGAUGAGCUGUCUUCGAUUCUCGCUUCUUUGGUCGACGGGGGGGGAGCGGGAGGGGGAGGGGGGGAGCUGGAGCGCGCGGCGCGCAGGCGACUUGACGUGGAGAGGCUGCGAGAGGAGAUCCUCAGCUCGCUGGCGUCGCCGCUGUCUUCGCAGAUGCUGCCGGUGUACGGGGCACAGAGGGCGACAGCUCGCGGGGGGCGUUUGCGUCCGCGGCUGCGAGGCGACGUGGCGGACAGUGGAGACGAAGAGGACGAAGAGGACGAAGAGGACGAGGACGACGCUUCGUCUGUCGUUUUCGGCGAGAGAUUCGAAGGCGGCAACCCCGUGCGGCAGCGGCUCAGGCGCCUCUCCCUGCGGAGGCGGUUUCUGCCCUCGGUUCCGAGGCCUUCUUCGCUCUUCCCGCUCGGCAGUGCGGGGGCGGGAGACAGGCUGGCCUUCGCGUCCGCGUCUGUCUUCCCACAGGCGCCGCACGACGCGAGCCUGAGGCGACGGCCGGCGCUCGGGAGGCGCUCGUACGCGGAAGUGGCGGCAGGCCUGCCGCCGCCGCCAGUCUCGGCUGUCCAUACAGCCGCGAGCAGGUUCAGACGCCAAUGGGAAGAAGAGGUUGGCGAGCCAGAAGACGAGGACCUUCGCGGCCGCAGCAGGUGGAGCGGCAGGCGGCACACCCUCAUCUUGAGCGACGCGGUAUCUCCGCCGUUACAGGCACACGAUGGAGACCGCGGGGAGGGAGAAGACGCCGGCAGGCCGCUCGCGCGAGGGGAGGAAGGCGAGCUGAGGCCGACGUUUUCAACCUCCUCGCAGGCCGCCUGCGAGAUCCAUGCCUGUCUCCGUGCGCUCUUUGCUACGCUGGCGCCCCCGCCCGGCUCCUCGCAGAGACUGAGCAGGCCGCGGCGAAGCGGGUCGAGACGCGAGGCGUCAGAUCCAAGCAGCGACGAGACGGCGCGUCACGACGGGCGACGCGCGCGGCUCGCCUCUGAUCCUUCGCGUGAGCACCGGGGGCUUUCUGGUCGUCUUCGCUUUGCAGGGGAGGAGGGAAGUGGCGCGCGUUUUUCGGAUUCGCAGACAAGCGCGUUGUCUUCAUCUUCGUGUCCGUCCUCCUCCUCCUCGAGCGAAGAAGACGAAGAGGUGAGUCGCGAGUUUGCAGGGGAAGCGCAGCGGCGGUAUGCCGAAGCCAAAGAAGACGAACGCAUCCUGGAGGCCCUGAAAAGCUACACACAGAAACUCAUGUUUCGUUGGCGACGCCUGCUGGCGCUGAAGCGCGACCAAGCGACAGAAAAGGUCCUCGUCGAGGAGAGCGAGAAGGCGGAAGACGGAGAGCUGAGGAGAGAUUGCACAUCAUGGGAUGUGCGAGAGGCGAAGACGCGGUGGCAAAGACAGGAAGACAGAUACGCAAGGGAAGAAACCAAGCUGACGGAGAAGAGCCUAGAUCUGCUACAGUUCUGGGGGUGCGUGGCCAGCUGCGCAGAGUCACGAGGAUCCAUCUGA